AAGAUAAAGCAUGACCAAAACCCUUGGCAGGUGUGGCUAGAAUCUGACUGGAAUUGGUGCAGCUCAGAGGAAUAGCCAGGCUCUUCAGCUGCAGGGAGGGUGGCAAAGACUCUUUAAAAAUGGAGACUUGAUGCUGGAGCCCAACAGGGAAGCAUCCCAGCCAAGACCUUGGAUCAGUGUCAAGCAGGACUUCUGCAGCAAUGGUGAACAAAAUGAUUGAUGAGAUCUCUGCUGUUGGGACACCAGCUGGAGUCUUCUCAGUGGAAAUUUGGUGGAAGAGUUUUCCUCUCUGUAAGGACCUCAGGGUUAGCUAGUAGGACCUGACACAGCUGAGAGCAUCUUUGUGCUGCCUGGAGACUCAGGAGCUGCCACUCAGUGGUAAAUCCCCAUCAGCAUCUCCAGCUGUCAGCAGCUCUUCUGUUUGGCUGUGCCUGGGGGAAGAAGACUUUGAGAAGAUGGAGAACCAGAGUGGAGUGCUCUUGGGAUAUGUCUGCUGGGAAGGAAAAGAGGAAGGGGGUGAGGAGAAUGGGGUGGCUCCUCGUGUUUCUCCUCCCAGCCAAAUGAGCAGACUGGAAGAUGUGCAGGUGGAGAUGCUUGAGAAGGCAAGGGAGCUCUUCCAGCUGUGUGACAAGGAUGUGAAGGGUUUUAUCACCAAGAUGGACAUGCAGCGGCUCCAGAGUGAACUCCCCCUAACCCCUGAGCAGCUGGAGACUGUUUUUGACAGCUUGGAACAGAAUAAUAAAGGAUACCUGACACCUGUGGAGUUCAGUAUGGGUCUAGGAAAGUUAAUAGGGAUUGAAUUGUGUCAAGGGGCUGGGAGAAUGGAUCACUCCAGGCAUGAGGAGACCUUCGAGUCAGGCUGGUCAGAUGACUUGGACCCUGCAGAUGAUGAUGAUGAUGAAGAGAAACGAUUCUGUUCCAUGAUGGAGCAGCUUGGAGCAGCCCAGUUGUUUGAAGACCCACAUGAGAUUCGGGAGCUCUGGGCUCGCCUACGAAAGGAGCGUCCGGAGCUCUUAUCCAAUUUUGAAGAGUUUCUGUUGCGUGUUUCGUCGUACAUAAAGGAGGUGAAUCAUGAGAAGGAGUCUAUGGAGCAAGCAUUGAAGAGGAAGGAGUCAGAUCAUGAUCGAGAAGUCAGGUGCCUUUAUGAAGAAAUGGAGCAACAGAUCAAAGCAGAAAGGGAGAGGCUGGUCUGCCAGGAGGCGCUGAGACACGACAGGAGUAACCUGCUCCAGAAGGAACUGCACAACAAAGAGCAGGAGCUGGAGAAAAUCCUCUACCGCCAGAAGAAGCUGGAACAUCAGCUGCAGUCACUGAACUCGGAGCAGCUGGAGACGCGCGUGCAGAACGAAAGGCUCCGGCACCUGAAUGAAAACCUGCUGGAAGAGCUGGAGAAAAGCAAAUGGGAGCUAGAGGCAGUGAAGGGACAAUUACAGAAGCUCCAGAAAGAGGCUCAGAUUGAGCAAGAGCAGAAGGACAGGGAUGUGUUUAGAGUCUCCAAGAACAUGCAGAAAGAGAAACAAAGCCUCCUUCGACAGCUGGAGCUCCUCAGAGAAAUGAACAAGAAACUUCGAGAUGAGCGAGAUGCUUUUGAAGCCAAGAAGCUGGUGCCUCAGAACAAAAAUCCCCUGUUGAAGAAAGGGUCAGUGCUAGGCAGUUACCUGCUGGAGGACAAGCCUGUCAAACGACAACUGGCCUCUGCGGACCCUCCCUUCACCUUCCCAGUGGACGUGGCAGUGGAAGAACCCAACAGAAAGAACUGUAAAUACUUCCCAGGCAAUGGGGUUUGGAUGAAGACAGGAGAAGAAGGCAGCACAAACUUUGGAGAGAACAGCAGAGAUGAGGAGAGAUGGCCCUUGGCAGCAGAUCCUGAGUGGUUUAAGAUGACUUUGAAGGGUGACUCUGACUGCAGAAAAAAUGCAGAUGGCCUAGAUGCUGCUCCGCUGCCUCCCCGAGCCCAGCCUGUUGGCACCGAAACCAGGCUCCAAGCACUGGAACCAGCCAGCUGUUCUCCAGAUCGCAUCUUUAAAGUGGUGUUUGUGGGGAAUUCCGGUGUUGGGAAGAGUUCCUUCAUCCACCGCUUCUGCUAUGACAGGUUCUUGGCUGAGCUCAAUGCAACCAUUGGUAUCGAUUACCAGGUGAAGAGUCUAAUGGUGGAUAACACCCAGGUUGCCUUACAGCUGUGGGAUACAGCUGGACAAGAGAGGUUUCGGAGCGUCACCAAGCAGUACUUCCGGAAGGCAGACGGGAUCCUGGUGAUGUACGACAUCACGGCCGAGUGCUCCUUCGUGGCCGUGCGCAACUGGAUGAGCAGCGUCCAGGAAGGUAUAGAGGACGGAGCUGUGGUGUUUCUGCUUGGAAAUAAAUUGGAUGCUGUGCAGAGAGAGACACGGAAAGUGCCCAAGGUGGAGGGGGAAAGGCUGGCGAAGGAGUACAAGGCUGUGUUCUACGAGUGCAGUGCCAUGACUGGCUACAACAUCAUGGAGCCCAUGCUGCACAUGGCCAGGUUGCUCACAGCACAAGAAGACAGGCAGAGGGAGAAUGCCCUGCAGCUGGAGGAUAUCAGCAGGAGGAAAGGAUGCUGCACAUAAAGCACACCAAUGUGUCAGCAAGAGACGUGUGCCAACGCUGUAUCAUGAAGCUGGGGGUUCCUUUCAAGCAAGCUGAAUUUGAUGGUAUCAGCUCUCUAGAGGCUUGGGGAUGGUGCAGCUUUUCCCAGUCUGUGAAUUUUGAGGCAUAAAUCAGGCCAAAAUGUGCAUAUUAUCUGCACUGUUCUACUUCCCAAGUUUGCAUGCAGCCCUGGUCUCUAGAGGCCUCUGCUUCUUUGGGGGAAUUUGGCUGGUCUUAGCUAGCAGCACAGACUGGGCCUCUGUUUGGAGAGGCUGGUUCUCUGUGAAGGGAUGAAGUCUUGUUCCUCUUCUUUCUGGCAAAAAAGUGGACUAGCAGCAGAGAGCAGAGGACACAGUGGGUCUGUAUUAAAUAGAAUUUCCAUGUAAGAGAGAAAGAUAUUAUUUUAAAUUUGGGCUAGCUCUAAGAAGUGAUCCAUCUGUCUCAGAGGGAAGCAUCUCCUCUUGGUUCUGCAGUGGCAGCGCUCAGCUGAGAGCCCGCUGUGGUGAGUGAGAACACUUAUACAAUUUCCUGCAAGAUCUGGAUUGGGCCCUGGAUUUACUGCAGCAUUUGUUGGGCUUGUCAAUAUUGUAGUAACAGAUUCCAUAUGUGAUUUGAUAGGAUGAGUUAUUCCAUCGCUUUCAUUGCUUUGUCACCCUUAUGGACCUUUCCACUGUCCUGUCGUAUGUUUACAGAACACAGAAUCGCUGCCCUGGGACCCACAGGUGCUGGCGUGUGCUGCUGAUUCAUAGCCCAUGGCAGGCGUUGUCUGUACAAACCAGGGGAGCCAUAUAUAGCCUGUUUUAAGGCUGAAUGCUGCCUGUUUCCUCCCAUUCUCUUAUCCUUUCCUGAAGAAUCUCCAGCAACUUCCAACUGCCUUACCCGCAGUCCUGAAAGAUCCCACUAGAGUGCUUUCAAAUGCACCUGGAUGGAAGCCCAAGGCAGCUGCCUGUGUGAAAUGUACCUUUUUCUCUUGCAGGGACCUUGAGCAGCGGCCUCACUUGACUGGUGAAGGGCCAGAGAAAGAGCCAGACUGAAUCUGUUCCCAUUGGGAAGGAGCCUUUUUGUCACUAAGGGGUGGGGCAAAGCAGGGCAAGGAGAAGCAGGGCAGAGGUAGAAGCUGUCCCCAGAAGUGCUCCUGUCGGCAAAGCUGCUAUGGUGCCUGGCCACGGAGCUUCUAGGGUGCCAUGCUUUCUGGUUUGCAGCUCAGCAGCUCUCAAAGCCAUGGGAUUAAGUGAGAUUUUUGUUAGUGCCCUUUCCCCUUUUGUCUUCAAGGCUGUUUCUGUCUGUGACUCUGACAUUUUAGACACAAGAUGUGAUACUGCAGCUGUGACGCAGCCCCCAAACCUUGCGGCAUAGGGAAGGUCUGUGGUCUUUCUUCUCUUGGGAUGAGGCAUUUACUCUCAAUGUCUAUUUAUUGCACAGAUUUUGCUGGGAAUAUCCCAGGCAGGAAAAGUGCUCUGAGUCACCUACAGACAUCAGCAUUACAAACAAUUUCCAUGGCUCCUCCUGGUGCCCUUCUGAUAGGAAAGAGGAAGUUUUUCUCUGGAAGAGCAGGAUUUCUGAGUAAAAGGAAGAGCUAAAAGUAGUGAGAUCCUGCUCAGUCCUUACUAUUGAGCUGUGGCUCACACAGUUUAACUGCACUAAUGCCUUCCAGAGACUGGGAAUCAGAAAGCUACAAGAGGCCCUGAAGGAACUAGGGUAGCUGGUGUGGAGCCUGGAGUAAGACCUACAGCGCUGCCAGGGGAACUGCUCGUGUUUGCAAGAAGCUAUUUUUGGGAAGGGGAAUCCACGCUAAGGUGUUCUGAACCUGCGCCUCCCACGCUCUGUACACAGCACACCCGAGACAAAGGCAUGAAACACAAAUAUGGGCCAGUUCUGUCUAUUACCUUUAUCAGUGCUGUCAGACUGCAAUGGCAAGAACCAGCAGGUUCUUUCAAUGUACAACUUUAAGUAUGCUUUCUUAGUGUGCAAACAGUACAGGCAAUAAAGAAAUACUGUCUUACAA
Messenger RNA from Haemorhous mexicanus (house finch), 4612 nucleotides. It is a transcript of the gene CRACR2B, whose product is annotated as calcium release activated channel regulator 2B. The coding region runs from base 456 to 2588 and encodes 710 amino acids. Gene Ontology annotation, molecular function: GTPase activity; calcium ion binding; GTP binding. The record is from RefSeq and is a predicted model, not a curated record. The transcript has 21 exons. NCBI's taxonomy places the organism in Eukaryota, Metazoa, Chordata, Aves, Passeriformes, Fringillidae.